AUGGAGCCUGAUAACAACAAUGAUUUACCACCUGAAUUAGUUGACAUUCUUUUACAAUUUUCAAUUGCUGUCCUUAAAGCAAAACCAGCUAAUAUAAUCACUUUUGGAGCAAAAUAUUUUACUGAAUUAUCUAAUACACAAAAUAAACCCACAGUGCAUAAGACUGUAAUGCUUAAAAAUGUUACACCAACAAACAAAAUUGUUACUGUUGGCAUUAAACCCCAACACAGUGAAGCCAGUGAGACAGACAGUGUCUUUAGCUUUGAUAUACAAGAUUUAACAACACACAAAUCGUUAAAAACUCGUCGCCCGAGUGUUGCCGCUGAACGUUACAAUCCAGAAGAUGAUGAGGAGGAUGAGAAUGACGAGGAGACGGAGCCUAGUGAAGUAAUGGUGAAAUCAGAAGAACAAAAAAUUAUGCUGCUGGAUGUGUGCAAAAAGAAUACGAUAUUCGCGUCUAGAGAUGAUGAAACCAUUCUGAAAAUCAUUGAUGUGAUGAAGUGUCGGCCAGUGGAAUCCGGGGAAACAAUCAUUGAACAAGACGAUGAUGGGGAUAAUUUCUAUGUGAUUGAAAGUGGGAUUUAUGAUGCUAUAAAAAGUGAUAUCAACGGUGAGGAGACAUGCGUGUACACUUAUUAUAAUGAAGGCUCAUUUGGAGAAUUAGCACUGAUUUACAAUGCACCGAGAUCAGCCUCUGUGAUUGCAAGAACUAGUGGAAAACUUUGGUAUAUCACUAGAAAACACUUUCAAAAACUUAUAUUAUCUCAUGCGUCGAAACAACGUUUUAAAUUUCUUGAUCUUUUACAUUCUGUUAAAAUGUUUCAUGAACUAAGUCCAGAUGAAAGAAUGAACAUAGCUGAUGCUUUACGUACACGAAAAUAUAAAGAUAAUGAGUGUAUUAUUCGGCAAGGUGAUCCAGGAUAUGAAAUAUACUUUAUCAUGGAAGGGAAUGUGAUUGUUAAGCGUGAAGAUAAGAAUGGCGUUGAAUCUGUCAUAUGUGAAUUGGGUAAAGGCAGUUAUUUUGGGGAACUUGCUUUACUGGUUAGAAAACCAAGAGCAGCAUCUGUCUAUGCACGUGGUAGUGUAACAACAGCUUACUUAGAUGUGGAUAGUUUUGAAAGGCUGCUUGGUCCUUGUGUGCAUAUUAUGCGUCGUAAUACCAGCACUUAUGGAAGUUAUUCAAAGCUUUUAGACAAUGAAGAUAUUAGUGAUAUCUGA
This is a messenger RNA of Trichobilharzia szidati, 1218 nucleotides long. The record is from the annotation of a GenBank genome assembly. Lineage: Eukaryota; Metazoa; Platyhelminthes; Trematoda; Strigeidida; Schistosomatidae.